Messenger RNA from Morus notabilis, 715 nucleotides. Its product is annotated as protein PLASTID REDOX INSENSITIVE 2, chloroplastic. The coding region runs from base 116 to 622 and encodes 168 amino acids. The transcript is spliced from 3 exons. NCBI's taxonomy places the organism in Eukaryota, Viridiplantae, Streptophyta, Magnoliopsida, Rosales, Moraceae. The record is from RefSeq and is a predicted model, not a curated record. Gene Ontology annotation, biological process: regulation of gene expression.
UUCACAAAUACCGAACCCACGCUUGCUCAUCCGAGUCCCGCCCGUAUUCGAACACAACUACUUCACUUUCUUGCCAGCCAAACAGCAAACAGAAAACUACACCAACCAUAAUCCGAUGGCUCUGCUGUACUUUCCGCACACCACCAUCCACUUCCCUCCAAUUCGCAUUUCACCACCGCUCUUUCCCGCCAAAACCAAAAGCGCCGCCGUUUCCUCUCUCCACUUCUCCACUUUUUUCUCCGAAAACGGCGUCGUUUGGUGUCGGAGAGCAACGACGCCGUUCCGGAAGUACGCCUAUCCCGACCCCAUUCCAGAAUUUGCCGAAUCUGAGACGAGAAAGUUCAGAAAUGGCCUCUUGAAGAGGCUGUCGAAGGAGAAGGAGACUUUCGGGGAUGAUCUCAGUGAUGUUGUUGAAGUUUGUGUUCAGAUAUUUGGUAAUUUCUUGCACAAAGAGUAUGGAGGACCUGGGACAUUAUUGGUGGAGCCUUUCACUGACAUGAUGGUUGCUCUCAAGGAGAGGGACUUGCCUGGAGCGCCUUUGGCUGCUAGGGCCUCACUGUUAUGGGCUCAAAAUUAUGUUGAUCAGGAUUGGGAAAUUUGGAACUCAAAAUCACCCAAAUGAUCUUCAUCUCUUAGUUCAUGUAAUUGUUAAAUUAUUAUUUUCAUUUUGUGUUUAAUUUUCUCAUGCAAACAAAGAAUAGUAAAGGUUCAAAAA